AUGAAGUUUCCGCAAGUACGGCGCCCAAGGACCUUUCGCUCCCUCCAACUCAACACCAAGGAGUCGAGAUGGAUCAACGAAGACAUCGCCCCGUGUCCUCCUGAGCAUCAAACCUUUACCAACCGCGCCUUCUUUGGCUACUGGGUUGCGGCGGGUCUGAACACGACAGCAUGGGCCUUGGGCUCGAGUAAUCUGGCCAACGGCCUGGACAUCGGCGGCGCUCUAGGAGGCAUCUUCGUCGGCGGCGUCCUCGCCGGUCUUGUGGCCUUCCUCUGCGGCGAGCCAGGCGUCCGAUAUCAUCUGGGCUUCUCCAUGAUGAGCCGCGCGACCUUCGGCAUGUACGGCGCCUGGUUCGUGGUUAUGCUCAAAUGCUUCGUCAACUUCAUCUUCUUUGGGAUCCAAGCAUACUGGGGUGGACUGGCGGCGAGCGUGGUGCUCUCGUCGAUCUUCCCAUCGUUCCAAAACAUGAAAAACACCUUGCCGUUGUCCUCCGCCAUCGAAACGCCGCAGCUUAUAGGCUUCGUCAUCUAUAUAUGCAUCUUCACGCCAUUGAUGUUCGUCCAUCCUUCUCGGCUACAGCCGGUUCUCGCGGUAUCUCUGGUCACCACAUCGUGCACGGUUGUUGGAAUGUUCAUCUGGGCACUUGGACAGAACGGCGGAGCUCCUAUCUUGCCACCGGACGUCAACAUCUCCUCAAGCGAGCGCUCGUUUCAGAUUCUGCGAGCUAUGUCUUCUGUGGCUGGCUCGUGGACGGGAGCAUGUAUUCGACAGUCUGACUGGACUCGUUUUGCGAAGACCAGGAGAGCGCCCGCCGUACACCAGCUUGUCUCGGGCCCGCUCACUGUGACCGUGUGCGCAAUCAUCGGCGCAUUUGCUACCAGUGCGAUCUACGACAUGUACGGCGAAUUAAUAUGGAACCCCAUUAGCGUCUUACAGUUCCUCCUGGACCGCAACUACGACGCUUCGUCAAGAGCUGGCUGCUUCUUCGCGGGCAUGGGUUUCUUCAUCUCGCAAAUCGCGACGAACCUUGUUCAAAACUCGGUCUCUUGUGGAAUGGACCUGGCGGCCUUAGCUCCUCGUUGGAUUGAUGUGACUCGUGGCAGUCUCAUCAUGUGUCUCGUUGGCUACCUCAUCCAGCCAUGGAGGUUCGUCAAUGCACCGGGCACGUUCAUUACUGUGCUCAGCAGCUUCGGCAUGUUCGUCUCUCCGCUUGCCGGAAUCAAUGCAGUUGACUUCUGGCUCGUUCGGCGCAUGCGCUGGAGAGUGCCGGACUUCUACAGAGGCAAAGGUCAGAGCAUCUACUGGUACACUUCAGGACUGAACUGGAGAGCGUUUCUGGCUUGGACGCUCGCUGUGUGGCCAUCAUUCCCCGGCUUCAUCGCAGCAACAGGUGCAAUUACAGUCAACGUGGGCUGGGAGAGAUGCUUCUCUAUCACAUGGCUCAUUGGGUUCUGUGGAGGAGCUUUUGUCUACUAUGUUGUCUGCCUCAUCGCACCGCCACCCGGCAAGCCGUACCAGACUGUCUACAUGGAAGAUGAGGCGACAGCAUUCGAGGGCCUGGAAGUCAGCAGCGACGGGGAGAAACACCCCACAGCUAGCGUCAAGAGCGCCGGCGGGUCGUAA
Molecule: messenger RNA, 1623 nt
Organism: Saxophila tyrrhenica
Lineage: Eukaryota; Fungi; Ascomycota; Dothideomycetes; Mycosphaerellales; Extremaceae
Exons: 5
Coding region: 1-1623 (540 amino acids)
Biological process (GO): transmembrane transport; nucleobase transport
Cellular component (GO): plasma membrane
Molecular function (GO): nucleobase transmembrane transporter activity
Source: RefSeq, a predicted model, not a curated record